Vitis riparia (riverbank grape) is the source of this 4754-nucleotide messenger RNA. RefSeq names its product enhancer of mRNA-decapping protein 4-like. NCBI's taxonomy places the organism in Eukaryota, Viridiplantae, Streptophyta, Magnoliopsida, Vitales, Vitaceae. Gene Ontology annotation, molecular function: protein binding. Gene Ontology annotation, biological process: deadenylation-independent decapping of nuclear-transcribed mRNA. The coding region runs from base 434 to 4555 and encodes 1373 amino acids. Gene Ontology annotation, cellular component: P-body. The transcript has 12 exons. The record is from RefSeq and is a predicted model, not a curated record.
AAAAAGUUGAGAAAGACGAUGUAAAUUGUAAUUCAAUUGGUUAAUAGAAUAGGACGAUGAGCCCAAUUUUGGGGUGGUGUAGGAAGCCAGUGAGUGACGUGAACAGAAAAGAGAAGAAGAUGAAGCAUUAUUACUAGUAUUAUUCUAUAGUCUAUAGAUGUUGGAACUUGGGUGUGUAUAUAUAUUCCUUCUAUUUUUCUCUCUGACUCUCUCACCUCCAGCUGCGUUUUGGGACUUAUCUCUGUAGCCGUCUUUGUAUCUGAACAUUUGGAGUUGAAUAAAAUAUUGUUUGCAAAUUGUUAGUGAUCAUACAGAAGAAAAGGAGAGUGAAGAGUGGAAUCCAGGAGGAUAGAUCUCAAGUGAGAUAUAUGCGUAUGUAUAUCUAUAUUUAUACGUUUUCUCCACUGGGAAGGCUUUGAAUCCAAUCGAUCGGAUGGCGAAUCAAGCGGGAGGACCCUCGGAUUUGCACAAGCUCUUCAAACCCUCCUCCAAUCCGGGUCCUGCUACUAUAAUCCAACCCUCGCCUUCAUCCCCAAGCUCAAAUCUCCAACCCUAUGCCACGCCUUCUCCUUCAACUUCAUCUUCUUCUUACCCUCCUCCCACUGGGCCUUUACCAUUUCACACCCACUACCUCCCUUACCAGCCCCAGCCCCAACCCUUACCCAUCUCGUAUCAAACUUCACAGCAACAACCCCACCUCCCUUCCCCUAGCCCUAAUUCGGGUGCCCGAUUGAUGGCUCUUCUUACCACACCCUCCAAUCCUCCCAUGCCCUUUCCUGCCACAGCCCCUCCUGAAUUUUCCAUGCCCACCACCACUCCCAUCAAUUUGGUCACCCCUCAGCCCCCUCCCUUGCGAUUGCUCAGCAAUAAAUUCCCCAAGGGCCGCCAUCUCAUUGGCGACCGUGUUGUUUACGAUGUUGAUGUUAGAUUGCAAGGCGAGGUUCAGCCCCAGCUGGAAGUCACUCCCAUCACCAAGUAUGUCUCCGAUCCUGGUCUUGUCGUGGGUCGUCAGAUUGCUGUUAACAGGACCUAUAUAUGCUACGGCCUCAAGCUUGGAAACAUAAGGGUUCUUAAUAUCAAUACUGCAUUGAGAGCUUUGCUUCGCGGCCACACUCAGAGGGUAACAGACAUGGCUUUUUUUGCUGAGGAUGUUCCCCUUCUGGCCAGUGCAAGUAUUGAUGGCCUGGUUUUCAUAUGGAGGAUCAAUGAAGGCCCGAACGAGGAUGAUAAGGCCCACAUUACUGGAAAAAUUGUUAUUGCCAUUCAAAUAGUAGGAGGAGGGGCAUCAGUGCAUCCACGAGUGUGUUGGCAUUCUCACAAACAAGAAAUUUUGGUUGUUGCAAUUGGGAAUCGUAUCCUGAAAAUUGAUUCCACAAAAGUAGGAAAGGGUGAAGUGUUUUCUGCAGAGGAGCCUCUUAAAUGUCCCAUUGAUAAACUAAUAGAUGGGGUUCAGUUUGUUGGUAAACAUGAUGGUGAAGUUACAGAGCUGUCAAUGUGCCAAUGGAUGACUACCCGUUUAGCUUCAGCUUCAACAGAUGGCACGGUGAAGAUUUGGGAGGACCGAAAACUGGUACCCCUUGCAGUACUGAGGCCACAUGAUGGUCAACCUGUUAAUUCUGUUACAUUCUUGACAGCUCCUCACCGUCCUGAUCAUAUUAUUCUUAUCACUGCAGGACCACUGAAUCGGGAAGUGAAGUUAUGGGCCUCAGCAAGUGAUGAAGGAUGGCUGUUGCCUAGUGAUAUUGAAUCGUGGCAGUGUACGCAGACUUUGGAUUUAAGGAGUUCAGCUGAACCCAGGGCUGAGGAUGCGUUCUUUAAUCAAGUUGUAGCAUUGCCACAUGCUGGUCUUUUUCUACUGGCAAAUGCAAAGAAAAAUGCUAUGUAUGCUGUGCACAUAGAAUAUGGGCCUUAUCCUGCUGCAACUCGCCUGGAUUACAUAGCUGAGUUUACAGUCACUAUGCCAAUUUUGAGUCUUACUGGAACAAGUGAUAGCUUACCAGAUGGAGAACAUGUUGUACAGGUCUAUUGUGUCCAAACACAUGCUAUUCAGCAAUAUGCCUUGGACUUAUCACAGUGCCUGCCACCACCUCUAGAGAACUUGGAAUUGGAGAAAACUGACUCCAGUACUUCUUGUGGUUUCAACACUGCUAAUUCUGCUGCUUGUGAUACUUUGGAAUUAUCUCAUGGAAGUAAACAUAUUGAGAUGUCUGUAGGUGGUGCACCCCCCUUGCCAUCGAUACUUUCAAGCAGCUCUGAAAAUGGUCCUAUAGCUAGCCAUCCUGUAAACUUGGCUUCUUCUGAGGUCACAAGCUUGCGAGAAACUGCUACUUCAGGUAUGGAGUCUAAGUCAAGUGCUUUACCAUCGAGUAUCAGUUCUGAAAAUAUUCAUGCUGCAUCACCUCCUCUUCCUUUGAGUCCAAGAUUAUCUGGAAAAUUAUCUGGUUUUAGAAGUCCAUCAAAUAGCUUUGACCCCAGUCCACCACUCAGCAAUCAUGGUGGUGACCAGCCAAUUCUUGAUUAUUCAAUUGACAGGAGAAUGGACACUGUUAGAGAAAACUUCGCUGAUGCACCUCCUUCAGGUGAGAAUUUGAGGAAGGAUGAAAAAAAUAUUGCACAAAAUGAUAUUUCAAUGGUUCCUAAUCCUCCUAUAAUGUUUAAGCAUCCUACUCAUCUGAUAACUCCAUCAGAGAUAUUGUCUGCUUCAUCAGAGAGUUCUCAGAUUACUCAGGGUAUGAAUGUGGGAGAGGCAAAAAUCCAUGAUAUGGUUGUCAACAAUGAUCCAGAAAGCAUUGAGUUAGAGGUUAAAGUUGUAGGUGAGACAGGAAUUCCAGGAAUCAGCAAAAAUGAUGAGCUUGAGUGUCAGAGAGAAUCCCACGUUAUUGUUGCAGAGAAAAAGGAGAAAUCCUUUUGCUCACAGGCCUCCAAUCUUAGCAUUCAAAUGACUAGAGAUUGCUGUGUGGAAACUUAUACCAUUGAGGGGGCUCGGCAGGUCAGUGAUGCUAAUGUUACUGCAGCAGUAGACCUAUCUCCCAACACUGCUGAUGAAGAUGUCCAAGAUUCAACAAGAGAUGUGUCUGCAAAGAUUGGUGAAUCAACUACUCCCAUGAUAGUGCCACAAUCCUCCAUCCCAUCCAAGGGGAAAAAACAGAAAGGAAAAAAUUCUCAAGUUUCUGGUCCAUCAAGUCCCUCUCCUAGUCCUUUCAACUCCACAGAUUCAUCCAACGAACCAAGUAGCAGUUCAAGUCCUCCAUCUAUGGAUGCUGCUUUUUCUCAGUUAUUUUCUAUGCAGGAGAUGCUGGACCAGUUGGUGAACAUGCAAAAGGAGAUGCAGAAGCAGAUGAAUGUGAUGGUGGCUGUUCCUGUUACCAAGGAAAGUAGAAGACUGGAGGCAUCAUUAGGCCGAAGUAUGGAGAAGGUUGUUAAGGCCAACAGCGAUGCCCUAUGGGCUCGAUUCCAAGAAGAAAAUACAAAACAUGAGAAGUUAGAUCGAGACCGUAUGCAGCAGCUUACAAAUCUGAUCACCAAUUGUAUAAACAAGGACUUGCCAUCCAUGUUAGAGAAAACAAUAAAGAAGGAAAUAGCUGCAGUAGGACCAGCUGUAGCUCGUGCAAUUACUCCAGUUAUAGAGAAAACCAUUUCUUCAGCUAUUUCUGAAUCAUUCCAGAAAGGGUUGGGUGAUAAGGUGGUGAAUCAACUAGAGAAAUUAGUUAACUCAAAACUUGAAUCUGCAAUGGCUAGGCAAAUUCAAAUACAGUUUCAAACUUCUGGCAAGCAAGCUCUUCAAGAUGCAUUGAGGUCUACUUUGGAAGCUGCAGUUAUUCCAGCAUUUGAGAUUGCAUGCAAAACCAUGUUUGAUCAAGUUGAUUCUACAUUUCAGAAGGGGCUUAUCAAACAUACAUCUGGUGUUCAGCAGCAGUUCGAGUCUACACAUUCAACCCUGGCUGUUGCUUUGAGGGAUGCAAUUAAUUCAGCAUCAUCAAUCACAAAAACCCUAAGCGGAGAGUUGGCUGAUGGCCAACGCCAGAUCCUAGCUAUUGCCGCUGCAGGUGCAAAUUCAAAAGCAGUGAAUCCCUUGGUUACACAGUUGAGUAAUGGGCCAUUGGCUGGUCUGCAUGAGAUGGCUGAAGCACCUUUGGAUCCGACCAAAGAACUAUCCAGAUUGAUAUCUGAGCGCAAAUUUGAGGAAGCAUUCACUGGAGCUCUGCACAGAAGUGAUGUCUCAAUAGUAUCAUGGUUAUGUUCUCUGGUUGAUUUGCAGGGGAUUCUGUCAUUGGUACCUCUACCUCUAAGCCAAGGAGUUCUGCUGGCCCUCCUCCAACAAUUGGCCUGUGACAUCAGCAAGGAAACACCCAGAAAGCUUGCAUGGAUGACAGAUGUGGCUGUUGCCAUAAACCCUGCAGAUCCGAUGAUCGCACUGCAUGUGCGGCCAAUCUUCGAGCAGGUUUAUCAGAUACUGGGCCAUCAGCGAAACCUACCCACAACCUCUGCUGCAGAAGCAUCAAGCAUCCGCCUUCUCAUGCAUGUCGUAAACUCUGUUUUGCUGAGCUGUAAAUGAUUAUCCUACCUGUGCAGAAUUGUUACUGGGACGUCCGGAUUGUAUAGAUAAUCUAGGAACUUUUAGGGAAAAAAAGGGAUUACUUGUGUAUCAAGUUGGUGUUCUGAUGAUUUGUGCCAAAUUUGUUAGUGUUAUAUACUGCUUCUCUAGGAUACCAUUUUGACUUAAAACAUAUUAUUUAUCUUAUUUUUUUUUUACA